AGCGGAAGUAGCGUGGUUUGUAGUCAUCAUGGCGUCUUCCAGAGCACCGACAGGCAACGUGAUCGCUUACUUAAAAUGAGUUUUCGAUGUAGUUGCAUGAACCAUAUUGGUAUAAUCUAAUUUCAUCGCAUCGCAUUUAACCAAGCAAGUUCAUGUUCCUGGGAUUUUUGUUUAAAGAUUUGUUUAAAUCAGCUCAAAAAUGACUUCAUUUAGACCUACAAAAAUUCAAGCCUACCCUAAACUUGGCGAGAAAGUCACACAAGACACACUGUUUUGGAAAAACUACAAGGCUCCGAUCCAAAUUAAGGAGUUUGGAGCAAUCACAAACAUAGACUUCUCCCCUGUGGCUCCACAUAACUUUGCUGUAACAGCCUUCACAAGAAUCCACAUUUAUAGUCAGUUGUCUCAGGAGCCAGUGAAGACAUUUACACGAUUCAAAGACACUGCAUACUGUGGAAGGUUCCGGUCAGAUGGUCAGUUGCUGGUGGCAGGAUGUGAGGAUUCUGUGGUCCGGCUGUUUGAUGUCAAUGGAAGGGUGGCACUCAGGAAGUUCACAGGGCACACAAAGGCUGUGCAUGUAACAGACUUCACCUCAGACCGUUACCAGAUCCUCACAGGGUCAGACGACUAUAGCUGCAGACUUUGGGAUAUCCCAAACGCCGCUGACCUUAACACCUACCGAGAACACACAGAUUACAUUCGCUGUGGUGUCACAAGCAAACUUAACAGAGAUCUCUUCAUUACAGGAUCUUAUGACCAUGCAGUUAAACUGUUUGAUGCCAGAAUGGAGAAGAGUGUAAUGACUAUGGAUCAUGGCCAGCCAGUGGAGAGUCUGCUUCUUUACCCUUCUGAGGGACUCCUUGCCUCUGCAGGGGGGCGAUUUGUGAAAGUCUGGGAUCUGCUAAAAGGAGGGCAACCACUGGUGUCACUGAAGAACCAUCACAAAACUGUCACGAGUUUGUGUUUGAGCAGCAAUGGACAGAAACUUCUUUCUGCUUCUUUGGACAGGCACGUAAAGGUGUACAGUGCAACUAAUUUUAAGGUGGUUCAUAACUUCGACUACGCCGCCUCUAUCCUCAGUAUGGCUUUGGCUCCAAACGAUAAUUCCAUUGUUGUGGGUAUGACCAAUAGUAUUCUAAGUAUCAAGCACAGAAAAGGCCCUGAAGAGUCCAAAGAAGUCCCUGAUCAACAGAAGCGACGACCCUCAUAUCGUGUUUUCAUGAAGGGGAAGAACUACUUCCCUAAACAGGAUGAUUAUCUCGUCAGCAGGCCAGUGAAACAGCAUUUGGCCAAAUAUGACAAGCAGCUCAAGAAAUUUUGUGUAUCGAAGGCUUUGGAUACAGCUCUAGAGACGUGGUUGAGGCAUAAAAAGCCGGAGAUCACAGUUGCUGUUAUAAAGGAGCUGAAUAGAAGAGGAACGUUGAAGAAUGCUCUAGCAGGAAGAGAUGAGCAAGGAGUCUCUCAUUUGCUCAGCUUCCUCAUAGGAAACGUGGUUGACCCCAGGUUUUCUCCUGUUCUUGUACCGGCUGCUGAGAUGAUCCUGGACAUCUACCAGUCAAUAAUUGGUCAGUCACCAAUUGUGGACCGACAGCUCCAGCGCCUGCAAGAGCUGCUGGAGAAAGAGAUUGACUUCCAGCAGGGCCUCCUGGAGGUGCUGGGCAUGUUGGACACGAUGUUUGCCUCAGCCCUCCCCAGGAAAGAGGUGCCAUGCUCAGUCAUCAGCAGGUCUAAUGGACUGACCCGGGAGGAGUCGGCCAGUACAGCAUGAGCACGGCUUCAGAAAUGUGUGCUACUAAAGCCUCUUUUCAUGGACUUGAACACUUAGGUGCAAAUUUUAAGAGCCUGACAAAUCCAUGGUGUUGCUGGUUUUAAUAUGCCAUGACUGACAACGCAACAGAGAGAACAUACAUCCAAUGUAUGAAGAAUGUAAAGCAAGACUUUGCUUUUAUUGAAGGUGUAAUUGCAUCUUAUUUACGCUUUCAGCUGUAUGUGUACAGUGUGUGGGAGGGGUGCGUGUGUGCUUCCCUGUAAAUGUCUGCUUUGUCUUCAUAUUUGCAAAUGACAUAUGUUUUAUAAGCAGAUAAAUAAAUUUUUGUAAUAUUGGAA
Messenger RNA from Betta splendens (Siamese fighting fish), 2106 nucleotides. It is a transcript of the gene utp15, whose product is annotated as UTP15 small subunit processome component. The record is from RefSeq and is a predicted model, not a curated record. NCBI's taxonomy places the organism in Eukaryota, Metazoa, Chordata, Actinopteri, Anabantiformes, Osphronemidae. Gene Ontology annotation, biological process: rRNA processing; positive regulation of transcription by RNA polymerase I. Bases 200 to 1768 code for a protein of 522 amino acids. Gene Ontology annotation, molecular function: protein binding. Gene Ontology annotation, cellular component: nucleolus. The transcript has 12 exons.